AUGUUGGUAGCUCGACUUCCCGCUGAGAGUGACUAUCGAGAGUUUAAGAAGGCUAAGAGGAUGGCUUCACCUAUGUUGGGCUUCUCGGACGAGGAUAAGGUCGGAACCAUCCAACCCCAUGAUGAUGUUUUAGUCAUCACGCUCAAGAUUGAGGGAUAUGAUGUGAAGAGAUUGUUAGUCGAUCAGGGCAGCACUGUGGAAGUAAUGUACCCCGACCUAUACAAGGGACUGAAUCCGAAAUCCGAAAAUUUAACGGCAUACGACUCCCUUCUGGUAAGCUUCGAAGGGAAGACCAUUACUCCAAGAGGCCAGAUCAGACUGCCCAUACAAACAGGCUCGGACAUAGUGAAGGUGGACUUCAUAAUGGUGGACGCAUAUUCACCCUACACAGCCAUUGUAGCCAGGCCUUGGCUUCAUGCCCUAGGGGCUGUUUCUUCUACCCUGCAUUAG
Quercus lobata is the source of this 450-nucleotide messenger RNA. RefSeq lists its product as uncharacterized. The record is from RefSeq and is a predicted model, not a curated record. Bases 1 to 450 code for a protein of 149 amino acids. Lineage: Eukaryota; Viridiplantae; Streptophyta; Magnoliopsida; Fagales; Fagaceae. The transcript has a single exon.